UCCCCCUCUCAUGGUUCACCUUCUGCGGAGUCGACUGUGGGAUGCCCUGCACGCCAUUUUUAUGUUACGUAUCUAUGUAUAAGUUCAACAAAUUGUAUGUCAAAUCGAGCAUCUACAUCGUGGACCACCAAAAUAGGUGACUCGUGUGUUUUUGCAACCAAGCAAAACAACCUUUACAAACGUCGAGCGAGGGAAGUCCGGUAUGUAGAAGUUCGAUGCUCCAUAGCUGAUUUGUAUGAUGUGAUUUGUCUCCUGUUUGCUAAGUGUAAAAGAACCUAAUAUUGCGUGUAAGUAGCCCAUCGCCAAUGAUCAGACACACAGUAUACCCUUCCUGCCCACUCUGCGUAGUGGGUAUAAAUGCUAGGUGGCAGUGAGCUCACCGAUUCAGUGUACUGUGGAUGCUCCGCAAGUAAACGAUCUCGACGAUGCUUCGCUCAAACUUUUCGCUGCUGAUCAGCUGUUGCUGCCUGCUUCUCGCCGUCGCAUCACGGACUCCCGGAAUCACGCCACGGAACUGCCCGGAAAACGAGACCUAUCUGGCCUGUGGACCCGAUUGCCAAACGGAGUGUGCUACGCUGGGCAAGCCCUGCCUGAUCAGACACAUUCGAUGCCCCGAUGGAUGCUACUGCAACCAGGGCUACGCCAGGAACGCCGGUGGCACGUGCAUUCCCAUUCGCCAGUGCAACGCAGGCGGCUACGGCAGCUGAAUCGCCUCAUGAAUCAUAGCCAAGCAGCUGAAUCCAAUUAAAAGCAGCUGAAACACUGACAACGGCAAGACAAUAAAACCCAAUGGCUUUGUGUUCGGCGCUUACAAUGA
Molecule: messenger RNA, 817 nt
Organism: Drosophila erecta
Lineage: Eukaryota; Metazoa; Arthropoda; Insecta; Diptera; Drosophilidae
Product: inducible metalloproteinase inhibitor protein
Exons: 2
Coding region: 426-707 (93 amino acids)
Source: RefSeq, a predicted model, not a curated record